Notothenia coriiceps (black rockcod) is the source of this 5093-nucleotide messenger RNA. RefSeq names its product dopamine receptor interacting protein 1 (gene dorip1). The record is from RefSeq and is a predicted model, not a curated record. NCBI's taxonomy places the organism in Eukaryota, Metazoa, Chordata, Actinopteri, Perciformes, Nototheniidae. The coding region runs from base 215 to 1234 and encodes 339 amino acids. The transcript has 5 exons.
AACCAGCAGAGGGCAGCACUGUAUUAACACAUCGCUCUGAUAUCCGUUAAAAACACAGCAGUAUUUGUAUUUGCCCAACUUGACGUUUCAUCGGGAUUGUUUUGAUCCUUGCCAGGGCGUCGUCACUCGGAUAACCACCAGAAAGUGCUAGAACAAACUAUACUCAGAUAGCUUGCUUCAGUCCGAUUUAAGACAUGAAGAAAUACCGAGAGCUAUGGAGAGUAGAUACUGUGUUUUGAGCGAUACCGAAGACUUCCAAACGCUAAUAACAAACACUGAGAACAAUCUCCACUUCGAAAGGUCUAAGACACUGUUUGAGGAAAUCCGUGCCUCCAUCAACAACAAUGAGGAAGAGGAUCGCUCCUUCUGGAGGCCUGUGCUGCCUUGGGGGGGCGUCUUUACUAUUAAAGCAGGGCGAAAGGCUAUAUCCUGCACCCCUCUGUACGUCAAAAUCAACCUCAAAAACACCUGCACCAUCGAUGGCUUCCUCGUGAUCCUGUAUGUGAUCCUCCGGGACAACGAGGGCUUUCCCAGGGAGCUGGCUGUGUUCCUGGGAAAGCAGUUUGUGGAGUACUUCCUCAACCUGAUGGACUCCUGUGACUACACCACAGUGAAGGUGCUGUGGAUCUUAGACAGGAUGUCUAAAAGACAGUACCGCUCUCAGGUGCACCAGGCAGCACUGGAGAUUGACCUUUUUGGGAAUGAGCACGAAAACUUCACAGAGAACCUGGAGAACCUCAUGUCCACCAUGCAGGAGAGCCUGUGCACCAACUGGAGCUGCCCCAGCCGCUUCCAGGAGUUCAUCAAGGUGACCAUCAACACCAGCCCUCCUCAUGAGCUUCCUCACAGAGACCCCAUCCAGUCGGCCGUGGACGAGUUCUUCUGCCCCAAACUCCUGCUCUGCUCAGAACUGGGGUGUGAUGGACUGAGGGAGUUCUCUCAGAGGGUUUUCUGCCAUGGACCCCCACCCUUUGUCAUUCUCAACAUGCAGCAGUGGAAGUCAGAGGAGCUGUCCUAUGUUCCGUACCAUCUAGCUCUCUGCCAGCACAGGUACUUACUAGAGGGCGCCACACUCUUCAACAAGGAGGAGCAUCACUACUCCGCAGCCUUCCAGAUAGACGGCUGCUGGAUGCACUACGACGGUCUGAGGAGCGACAACCUCAUCCUGCUGCACCGGCCCCCUGAGCUCCUGCUGCUCUCCUCUCUGGUCUACAUCCGCUCCUCCGACAAGUGAACUUAUCACACAAACUUCCUACAAAUAUGUUUUAUACGAUUAUUUUCUACUUAUCAUAUCAUUAGUUCUUUUUUGAGUCAUUCCUGGCAGCUUCCUCUGCUGAAUGACGGAUGCUUCCUUUGAGCUGACUGCUUGCAGAAAUCUUAAUUUGCUAAAUUUCUUUUGGGCAUGCUUGGUAUCCAAGAAUAUAAUGGACUAUAAUAGUUCUGGGUUAAUAUGCCUAAGUGACAGUAGCAGUGAGUAAUGCAUAUUCAGAUACCCGACAAAACGAGGGAGAUUGAUGUGUUAAAAACGCCAUGGUUAAUGGAUUACACUCUGAGGGUGCAGUUGCUAUUGUAUAGCAGUAGGGGACGACAAUGACUGUAUAUCUCAUUUCUAUCAAAAUUGCAAGUUUACAAUUUUGCUGGUGUCUUUUUCUAUUUACACCAUGGUCUGAGGAUAAAAACCAACCAAAUAAGGCUGUUGUCCCUGUCCAGGUUUACUCUUUUUGUGUGAAGAUGUCUUAAAUUGGAGGCAGGCAUUCCAUGCAAUGAGUGAGUGUUAAAAUACAAAUAUCUUAUUUAUGUAUGAAGGAUGAGGGCAGUCUGAAGUAUCUUUUUUCUGUCACUACAACAAAGGAAACAUGCAUAUUUACACAUUUAACCUUAAAGGACCCCUAUUAUCCUCAUUUUCAGCUUAUUAAAUAAUAUUGUAUUUGUAUUUUGUGCCUCUAUUGUGGCAUCUGUACAUGCUUUUAAUGUACAUAAAGUUUAUUGUUCUCAUACUGCAGCACCUCUUUUCAGCCUCUGUUUGAAACCAGAGCCCAGCCUGCUCUGAUUUGUCAGAUGGCCGGCUCUGUUGUGAUUGGUCCACUGCUUAGAGAUGUACUGCCUCUAGCCUAUUAUGUACAAUGUGUUGUAGUGCGAGCCUAUAGAAGCGGAAGUGUUACAUAGUGAUGUCAUUAUCUUACAAGGUAAACAAAGGAUAACACACUACAUGAAAGAAGCAUAAUAGGGCCUCUUUAAGGAAUACUUGGCAUUACACAGUGCCUCUGCCAAAGAAAGUUCUGGAAGUGAUGCAUCAGUCAUUGAGCAGCCAAUUUUCUUUCUAUGCAGAAUAAAAAUAUUUUGGAGUACACUUGUAUUGGAUUAUUUUUGUUGGAUGUGUAAUGUGUAUAACAAGAAGAGCCACAUAAAAGCAGACGGUACCUUUUAAGGCAGGCAUUUAUUUUUAAACUGGGUACAACUGCACCACACAAACUGACUAAAAUGUUUGUAAAAUGUCUUCAAUCAAAACAUGAUCAAAUGUGAAAAGCUACGGUUUCUACGCCUAAGGUUAUCUUGUACUUCCAGUAUUAAUCCACAGGAUAUAAAAUUCAAGAUCAUCACCUUACUCCAGACACACAAUGGGGGGGGGUGGAAAUGUAAAAGAAGCAGAGUGGUCUUUUGGCUAACAUUGACAUCAGUUUCAAAGGGUUUUUCUUUCAGACACAAACAGAGUGGCAGUCCAUUGCAGACCAGAGGUGUUAGUCAUCCAUCUGCUUUCUUUGAACAAGCACUUUGGUGAGAGUGGUGGCAAAAACAUGACAUUGGUUAGGCCGUAAUGAAAAUGCAAACUCAAUUUCAACAUCCCUUCUUUUUGCAGAUUCACGUUUGCAGAUAUUUUCAUCAUCGUCCCUCCGAAAUAAGUAGUUAAUAUACACCUCAAAUCAUGACACUGUACAUAACAUUGGUGCUGGAUGAGUCAUGGCUGCAGCACAUAAUUACGCCUGCGUGAUUUGUGCUUUGGCUGUUAAGCAACUAACAAAAUCUCGCACAAUACACAGAAUUAGAAAACAAAAAUCAGAUUACAGAACAUACAAAAAUUAUAAUAAAUACAAAAGAAGUCAUUCACAUCUUUCUUAAUUAACAUUUUGCAGAAUAUCCUUAGGUUGCUUAUUCAUUACUCUUUCAAAAUAAAGCAGAAAUCGUGAAGACAGUACUCUACACUCAACAAGAUGACAAUAUUGCAAGACACAUGUCAUUAGAAGAUCUUAUCUGUAGUAAUGCUUUCCCUAGUCAUUUCGCAAACAUCAACUUUAGAGUACAAGUAGAAGAGCACAUGUCCCUUCUAACAUUUACAAGACGUUUGUGAUGAGAACAGCUGAUUCAAAAAAGAAAAAUACAAUUUAAAUUAGGCCAUUCAUUACAAUUAAUGACAAUCAAUCUGAAUCUGCCUCGAUAAACAUAUGCCUUGUACAAAUGAUCCAGCAUGCACUACAAAAUGACAAAACAGGGUGUGUGGUGGGAUGAGGCAAAGGUACCGUUUGAAGUUCCAUCAGACGUCCACAGUGAAUCAACAGACAUGCCAUGUGGGGUUCUGUUACAGCAAUAUGAGAUGCCUUGGCUUUUUAAAGAGACACAAACAAAAACGCUAUUCAUCCACAGAGAGAACAGAAGUCUUAUUGCAUUAUCUAAAUGCCGUUAUCCUAAAUUAAACAUAUAUACACAAAUUACAAUAUGUAUCAAAUAGUUUGGUAAGUGCAAUGCAGAGCUCCGUUACAGUUUCACCUGUGUGCAGACAUCAGCGCACACACAGAGACUCAAACUACACGUCUUGAACAUUAAGUGACUCAACAUAACACACACCUCACCUAGCAUUUUCUAGCCUAGCGCUCCCUCUAUUGCUGUGCGUUGCUUGACCUCUCUGUUUAGCCUAGCCACCCCCUCAAAGGCUGCACAAUAGUGACACCCUCAGCCAGUCUGGAAGUCCCACACCCAGGGGAGCACUCCCAACACCCAGGACUGGGGACAGAGGGAACAUGGACUGAGUUGGCUGGCACAGCCCUUGGUGCAUUACUAAUACAUUAGCAAUAAGGACGAGAAUAGAAUGUUCCAAAUUGUGGCACACUAAGGAAGCCGUUUCUAGCACUGGAGGUGGGAAAGAGCAAAAAAAAAGUCAUUUUUUGGCACUUCACAUGAAGCUGUGAAUGGAUUAUCUCAAACCUGAGCAAGAUGGGGAUCACAUUUCACGCAGUUUGUAAGUGAAAAGAGCAAGUGUUGGAGCCAAUCAGGGGAUCGAGACAAUGGCAAAGCAUGCUCAUAUCCAGAAACAGGGAGGAUGUGGGGAAGGGAUAAAUAAAAUAACAGAAUCCAUCCAAAAAAAGUGCUAGAUUUCCAACCUUUUAGAUAUUUAUGAGGACAGAAGUUUGCAGUUUUCCAACCGCAGGCUUCCUUCCAGUAGGGCUUUAUUUUAUUGCAUGGUUUAGGGCCAUUCAAUUAUUAAAUGCAAACAAAUCAAAUGAGUAACAUCUUCUAGUAAUGUAGCAGAGGCUGAACAGAGGUUGACCUACUUGUGUGAGGCAACACAGACAAACAGCUGAAUCCUGAAUCCUAAAUAUAGCACCAGUUGGUAUUGUGUACAGACCAAAGGGUGAAAGGAGGGCUAAGGUCGAUUUCAACAAUUGUGAAGAGGAGCAAGUGCAUGACCUGACCUUAGGGAGAUGUAACAGAAGAUAGAACAUGGGGGAUUCAAAUGGCUCCGAGGAUGAAGCAGAAACUGGCGACAAACUCUCUCAGGAGAAUCUGUCACUCACCUCUACACUGACCCUGGGAAUCAAACUACACACACAUCCGCACAUACACACUAGUGACCCAGUGCAGAAAAACAUUUACAGGCAAUGCACUAAAGGAUAUAUUCAUAUAUUUUAUUUAGACUAUUUACAAGAGAGUAAGGCAGCCCUUUUUGAAAAUAUAAAGAUUCCAACUUUUCUCUUUUUUGUGAAGCACUGAUUUUGAUGCAGAACUCCUGGGUUGCUGAGCCCGAGCCACACACACACACACACACACACACACACACACACACACACACACACACACACACACACACACACACACACACA